This is a messenger RNA of Mobula hypostoma (lesser devil ray), 6422 nucleotides long. It is a transcript of the gene pfas, whose product is annotated as phosphoribosylformylglycinamidine synthase. The transcript has 29 exons. Gene Ontology annotation, biological process: 'de novo' IMP biosynthetic process. Lineage: Eukaryota; Metazoa; Chordata; Chondrichthyes; Myliobatiformes; Myliobatidae. The coding region runs from base 616 to 4623 and encodes 1335 amino acids. The record is from RefSeq and is a predicted model, not a curated record. Gene Ontology annotation, molecular function: phosphoribosylformylglycinamidine synthase activity.
UUUUUUCCAUAGAUGCUGCCUGGCCUGCUGAAUUCCUGCGCACUUUGUGUGCAUUGUUUGGAUUUCCAGCAUCUGCAGAUUUUCCCUUGUUUGUGAAAUCUUGUGUUUUUUUUUGUGCCAAAUACUUGCACUGUGAUGUGCCCUGAGGUGUUUACCAAAUUAAAGCGUUAGAGAAAAAAAGCAGAAAUAGUUACAAUUUGACAGGUUAGAGUGCACCUGUGAAAAGAGAAUCUUUGACCACCUUCGAUCCGUGAGGGGUCCUGAAGAAGGGUCUCGGCCUGAAACGUCGACUGUUUACUCUCUUCCAUAGAUGCAGUCUGACCUGCUGCAUUCCUCCUGCGUUUUGUGAAUGUUGCUUUGGUUUUCCAGCAUCCGCAGAUUUCGUAGUGAUUGUGUUGUAUCUUUAUCUCUAAUCGCUGCAUGAUAUGCCAAGUAGUUGCUGCUUUUUUAUAUUUUAUUUCAUAUUUUACAGCAUUUGCAAUGUUUUAUUCUAGGUGGUAAAGAUACAUUUGCACAGAAAUUAUACACAGCUGGUCUCUAGGUGGCGGUAUUACCGAUUUUCCAGAAUCGGGAAGGAAAGUGAGAAGUACCUCACUAAUAUGGCGGAAGUCCGCAAUGGUUGUUCUACACUUCUACACGAGCCCUAAGGAGAUCCCACCAUUGGAAGUGGGGAAGAGCCUGUUCCGGUAUGGGGACCAUCAUGUGAAGAAGAUUGAACAUGUAACUCAAGAACUCUGCUUCAAUGUGAAUUGGACAGCUCCAGUCUCCCCAGCUCCACAGGACAGACAGAAGCUUGCAUGGAUUUUCCAAUAUCCCUUCAAUUCUGGGAACAUUUCCACAGAGCCCUUCCUCAAGGAGCAGGAUGGAGAUUUGCUGGUGGAGAUUGGGCCUAGAUUGAACUUCUCCACAGCGUGGUCGACAAAUGCCGUGUCCAUCUGUCACUCCAUUGGGUUAACAGAGGUGGAUCGCAUUGAGUGCUCACGUCGGUAUCUGCUGAAGAUACAUAAUUUCAAAGGACUGGAUGCAGCUGCCUUGGGUGAGCUGGUUGCUGACUUUUACGAUCGGAUGACAGAGUGUGUGUAUCAGCGACCCAUUGAGACUUUCCAAGUGUCAAUCCAGCCAUCACAGGUGAAUGAAGUGGACGUGUUGAACGGGGGGAAGGAUGCACUGGAGAAAGCAAACCGUGAACUGGGUCUAGCUUUUGACUCAUGGGAUCUGGAUUUUUACACAGGAUUGUUUCAAAAGGUGGGCCGGAAUCCCACUAGUGUGGAGUGUUUUGACCUGGCGCAGUCCAACAGUGAACACAGCCGCCAUUGGUUCUUUAAAGGGCGCUUGGUGAUUGAUGGAGAAGCCAAGGAGAAAAGUCUCUUUGAUCUGAUCAUGAAGACGCAGGAUUACAGCAACAAGAACAACAUUAUCAAAUUCUGUGACAAUAGCAGUGCUAUUGAAGGCAAAAGUGUUGAAUCUCUCUACCCCAGCAACGGAUCUCAAGCCAGCAACAUAGAGAUUCAUAAAACCAAGAGGCAUAUAAUCUUCACUGCUGAAACACACAACUUUCCCACCGGUGUGGCUCCAUUCAGCGGUGCAACUACAGGAACAGGAGGUCGGAUACGGGAUGUCCAGUGCACGGGUCGAGGGGCACAUGUGAUUGCAGGGACAGCUGGUUACUGCUUUGGGAAUCUGCUCUAUCCAGGUUAUGAGCUACCCUGGGAAGACCAAACUUUCACCUAUCCUGGAAACUUUGCACGACCACUGGAAGUGGUGAUUGAAGCCAGUAAUGGAGCUUCAGAUUACGGCAAUAAAUUUGGAGAGCCAGUCUUGGCAGGAUUUGCCCGCUCAUUUGGAAUGAUACUCCCCAGUGGGGAGAGAAGGGAGUGGAUUAAACCCAUUAUGUUCAGUGCUGGUAUUGGAACCAUUGAAGAUCAACAUGUCCGGAAAGAACAGCCCGAACCAGAGAUGGAGGUGGUGAAGAUCGGAGGCCCUGUGUAUCGAAUCGGUGUGGGUGGAGGGGCCGCAUCUUCCAUUCAGGUGCAGGGAGACAACACAGCAGAACUUGAUUUUGGGGCAGUGCAGCGAGGUGAUGCUGAGAUGGAGCAGAAGAUGAACCGAGUUCUCCGGGCCUGUGUGGAAAGACAGCAGAGCAACCCAAUCUGUAGCAUUCAUGACCAGGGAGCUGGAGGCAAUGGUAAUGUUUUGAAAGAGCUGAGUGAACCAGCAGGUGCCAGGAUAUACACCAGCAAGUUCAAGGUGGGUGAUCCAACUCUGAGUGUGCUGGAGUUGUGGGGAGCAGAGUAUCAGGAAUCCAAUGCUCUCCUCUUGCGUUCGAAGGACUCUGAGUUCCUGCGUGCUGUCUGCAAUAGAGAGAAAUGUCCUGUUGAUUUUGUUGGUAAAAUAACUGGAGAUGGAAUGAUAGUGUUGGUUGAUGAUCGGGAUAUUUCAAAGAAAUCGGAGUUCUCCAAUGGUGAGCUGUCUACUGCUUGCCCUGUGGAUCUGAAGCUAGAGUGGGUCCUGGGGAAAAUGCCUCAGAAGGAGUUCAUUUUAAAUCGGAAGAAGCCCAGUCUUCAGCCCCUGACCCUACCAGCCAGCCUGAGUGUGAGGGAAGCCCUGAGCCGUGUACUGCGACUGCCGGCGGUGGCCAGCAAACGAUACCUGACUAAUAAGGUGGACCGUUCGGUGACGGGUCUGGUAGCCCAGCAACAGUGUGUAGGACCACUCCACACUCCUCUCGCUGAUGUGGCCGUCAUUGCCCUGUCUUACUUUGAUACUGUGGGAGCUGCCACGGCAAUCGGAGAGCAGCCCAUCAAAGGUCUGGUCAACCCUGGGGCUGGAGCCCGAAUGGCUGUCGGGGAGGCUCUGACUAACCUGGUGUUUGCCCGUGUGACCGACCUCAAAGAUGUUAAGUGUAGUGGUAACUGGAUGUGGCCUGCGAAGUUGCCGGGGGAGGGUGCAGCUCUGUACGAUGCCUGUGAGGCCGUGUGCUGUGUGAUGGCUGAACUUGGAAUUGCUGUGGAUGGUGGAAAGGAUUCCUUGAGUAUGGCUGCUCGUGUGGGUCAGGAGACCGUCAAAGCCCCGGGCUCCCUCGUGGUCUCCGUUUACGCCAUGUGUCCUGACAUCACCACCACUGUGACUCCUGACUUGAAAAACCCAGAGGGGCAAGGGGUGCUGCUGUAUGUACCUGUUACACCUGGUCAGUAUCGAAUGGGAGGAAGUGCUUUGGCUCAAUGCUACUCUCAGAUCGGCAACUGCUGCCCAGACCUGGACAGUCCACACAAUCUCAAGUCCUGCUUCGCUGUCACUCAGCAGCUGCUGGACGAACGAUUGCUGAGUGCUGGCCAUGAUGUCAGUGAUGGGGGAUUGCUCACAUGCUUGAUCGAGAUGGCCAUCGGAGGGAACUGUGGCAUUGAUGUCAGCAUUGAAAACAAAACUUGCCACAGUGAGACCAGCGUACUUGAGCUGUUAUUUUCUGAGGAGCUGGGUUUGGUGUUGGAGGUCUCAGAAGUGUCUGCCAACGAAGUGAGUUCUCGGUACAGAGCAGCGGGACUUCAGUGCUGGCGGAUUGGUUCCACCAUUGGACAAGGUUCCCAGAGCACAAUUACAGUGCGAGUGAAUGGAGAGGAGGUUCUCUCAGAGCAGCUGGCCACUCUCCGCUGCUGGUGGGAAGAGACCAGUUUCCAACUGGAGAGACUGCAGGCCAACCGGGCUUGUGUGGAGGAAGAGGAGAGAGGCCUGGAUCAUCGCAUGGCUCCCAAAUAUACUCUGAGCUUUGAACCAGUCACCAGCCCUAGACCGUCAUCUGGGUUAGCUGAGUCUAAGCCACGAGUGGCUGUGAUGCGGGAGGAAGGCAGCAACGGUGACCGGGAAAUGGUGGCGUCACUUGUCAUGGCUGGAUUCCAGGUUUGGGAUGUGACCAUGAUGGACAUCUGUUCAGGACUGACUCUGGAUUCAUUCCGUGGGGUGGUGUUUGUUGGAGGCUUCAGUUACGCUGAUGUUCUGGGUUCAGCAAAAGGUUGGGCUGCAACAGUGCAAUUCAAUCCCAGAGCACACGCUGAGUUUUCCAGGUUCCGUUCCCGGUCUGACACCUUUAGCUUGGGCGUGUGCAAUGGCUGCCAGCUGAUGGCACUGCUCGGUUGGGUGGCUUCAGAGACAGAGCUAUCAGAAGGUGAUGGAUCAAAGCAGGGUGUUCUGCUGACACACAACCGUUCUCAUCGCUUUGAGUCACGCUUUGUUACAGUGACCAUCUUGGAGAGCAGCUCACUUCUGCUGAAUGGGAUGGCAGGUUCAACCCUUGGCAUCUGGGUUGCUCAUGGAGAGGGUUACAUGCAGUUUGAGUCAGAAAAAGUGCUGCAGAUGGUAACAGAGAAUGGCCUGGCUCCCAUCCGAUACUGUGAUGACUUGGGUGUUCCAACGGAGCGUUAUCCUCAGAAUCCCAAUGGUUCUCCACUUGGAAUUGCAGCGCUGUGCUCAGCUGACGGCCGGCACCUUGCCAUGAUGCCUCACCCGGAGCGUUGCACCUUACUGUGGCAGUGGCCCUGGAUGCCCGCUGAGUGGCGGCAGUCACUCACGGCAUCACCAUGGCUACGUAUGUUCCAGAACGCGUACGACUGGUGUCUGCAGAGUCUCUGAUGGCUGCUGUGGCUCUCGCUAUUGAUACUGACCACCCUCAUAGGGUCACCAUCUCAUCUUUGCCUGGACUCGGGGCAACUGCCUUUUCAAGUACUGAGUCCUAGCCCCCACCUUUAUCCAUUGUCCCUUUUGCUUUCCCCCUGAUCUGUCCACUUCCUACACCCGGGGAAGGGAGAGGUGAGGAGAGAAAUUAAUUCUGGUAGCGUAUGGGCCCUUUGCCUUUCAUGUACGUGGCUUCUGUAAAAUAUUUUAGUGAAAAAUAAAAAACAAAUGUUACCUGCUCCUCUCAUUGCAUUUAGUCUGAACAAGGUGAAGAAGUUAACCUUCCUUUCCAACAUUUGUACAGCAUGGGUUUGAUGUAGAGCUACGUUCCCUCUGCAUUUCCCCCCUCCCCAAUCUAACAGUUAUGACAAGUAUAGGAUGUUUGGAUACUACUCAAAGUUUUGGCACUUUGCUUAUAAAUAUCUCCAGGAACAGCUGAGGCUGUUAGAGAGAAAUGGGGGUUUCAGCUUCAGGCAAUUCUAAAUUAGAACUGUAGGUUUGUGGGAAAUCCUGGCUGAUCAGGAAUAUAAAGACAUGCAUUACUGGGGAGACCAUAUGGUCCUUGAGUCUUUAAAAAGCUGCUGAAAAGGUUGUUCUAUGUAAUUUCUCUCUCGCAAUUGUUGUCCAUAACCUGCUGAUUCAGGAAGAACAAAGAAAUUGAAGUGAGGAAUAAGCCUGGUGGUAGGGUACAAAGGUAAUACAGCUUGCAACCUCGGGCCAGGUCCAAUGAGAAGCGUACACAGGCGUGCCUGAUGAGCCAACAAAAUCAAGACAGAACAGAUUGAUUUUGGGAGCAGAGGCAGUGUGAAGUUGGGGAAACAAACCAUCACAGUGGUGGAUGACACCAUGUUGGGAACUUGGAGACUGUCAGGAUCAAGAGGAACACCUAAGCAGUGUAAGCUUCUAUUCCCGGACAUCACCUUCCCUAUUUGACUUCCAGCAGGGUCAGACAAACCUGGUUGGUGUGGGCUGUUACGAGAAUACACAUAAAAUUAAGAUGUUUGCUGGCCUGGGCUAGCAUCAGUGGCAUCAGCAGUUGGUCUGCCACCUGCCCUCAGGGGAAGGAGAGAUAAGGAACAAUGGAGCAGCGUCUGGAGAUGUGUAAUGAAGGGAUGUGGGAGGAAGAGCUGUCUGGAGCGGCUCCCCCCUUUGAGCCCUGAACUGUUUGAAGUGAUGGACAGGCGAUACCCCAGCAGGGGGAUAAAAAGGGACAGGUUCGCUAAGACAGACACACACGCCACCCGAGGUAACGAGACCCUGGAAGCGGUGCGCUUCUCACGAGUGGGUGAGAAGUCCCAGACAACGACAAGGGUGGAAAGGUACGAUCAGCGGGAACCCGGUGUGUGUCCGCCCUUGCCUGGGUGCCGGGUUCACUGCAGAGGAUCGACCGCAUCUGGAGGAGGGGUCACAGUCGGUGACCUCAGGUGACAUCACCAAGGACCCGCCCAAAUGCUGUUUGUGAGCCAUCUCGCUGGUCUGUGAGUGAAGCUGUGCUGAAUGAUGAGUUGUUCCUAUUCUAUGUCUCUCUUCCCCACCUUGUCCAUCGCCAUGACAACGAUUACUGCGAACUGAACUACUAAACUGGACUGAACUUUGAGUCAUUUUGAAAUUGGUCAUUUACCCCUAGACAACGAUAGAGCUUGAUUGAUGCUGUUAUCUUAAUUCUGUGCACAUGUGUGGUUAUCAUUGUUGAAUUGUUGCAUUUAUUAUCCUUUCGAUUACUGUGUUGCUUGUUUCUUUAAUAAAACUUUCUUAGU